CACUUUGAGGACCGUACUGUAUCAGACGCGGUUCCCCUUCAUAAUCAACGCCACCCUAUUUCGUGUUCCCCGGGUAAUGUGCUUUGAUAUCUCGCAAUUUUCUGAGCGUAUCCUCUAGCUUCCUGCGAACUUGCACACACCCAUGGCACAAGUGAUCGCAAUCUUUCCUCCACCGAUACCAAAUUUGUCUGUUGAAGCGUUGAAGUCCGGUCCGGAGAUACUGCAUGUCCACUCGUGAUCAUCCCAUUGGGCAUUGCGGGUCAACACACAUCUUACGCUAUUCACCUUGCUCGACACAAUCUACGACAGCCUAUCUACCUCCGCCAGUCAUGUCUCUGACCUUACAGCAAGUUGCGGCACACAACAAUGCUAGUUCAUGUUGGGUUAUCAUUGCCAAUAAAGUAUACGACGUUACGGACUUUCUUCCUGACCAUCCAGGAGGCAGAAAAGUAAUCCUCCAAUACGCAGGUCGGGACGCCACAUCCGUCUAUGAACCCCUACAUCCACCAGACGCACUCGAAAAGAACAUUCCACCAGAGAAACAUCUCGGCUCUCUCACUCAAGAUGCACAGAACACUAUCUCGGAGCAGAAUAAGAAGAAGAAGAAAACUGUGGAUGAGGAACGGGUAGAGCGGGCACAACGUGAGAAGCCCAAAAUUGAGAGGAUGUUGAGUCUGCGGGACAUCGAGCAUGUAGCGAGGAAAGUGCUGUCCCACAAAGCACUGGCGUAUUAUUCUUCGGCCACAGAUGACGAGAUUACAUACAACGAGAACGAGAGGGCUUUCUCUCGCUUCUUCUUCAAUGCCCGAGUCCUGCGCGCUGUCUCACGUUGUAACACGUCAACGACUAUCCUUGGAUUCUCCUCGUCUAUCCCUGUAUUUGUAUGUGGCGCAGCACUCGCCAAGCUUGGGCACCCUCUCGGCGAGGCUUGCAUAACUAUCGGUGCUCACAAAACAGGCAUCAUCCAAAUGAUCUCCAGCAACGCUUCCCUGUCUUCCGGCGAGAUAUCUGCAGCAAGACCGUCCCCCUCGCAAGUCCUAUUCUUCCAACUCUACAAGAACAAGGACAACUCAAUCGCAGAGAAACGCGUGAAAGAGAUUGAAUCGCAGGGGUACAAGGCAAUAUUUUUGACGGUUGAUGCUGUUGUGGCGAGUAACAGGGAAAGAGACCUGAGGGCACCAUUCGAGUUGGAGGACAUGGAAAAGGCUGGAUUGCAAGGGACGACUGAGGGCGAGAAGCCGAGGCAGAUAGGGGAUGCCACGGCAGAAGAGGAGCAGAUCCAGGAGGGUAAGGAAACUGAAUUUGGAGGAACGGCGGGUAGUUUGCUGAACAACGAUGAUGUCGAUAUGACUUGGGAGGAGACUAUACCAUGGCUACGCAGUGUUACCAAGUUACCUAUCGUCUUGAAAGGCAUUCAAUGCGUAGAGGAUGCCGUGCGUGCAGCCGAAGCUGGCGUGGACGGUAUCUUGAUAUCUAACCAUGGAGGUCGACAGCUAGAAUAUUCUCUGCCUUCUAUGGAGGUCCUUUAUCGGCUACACAAACAACGACCGGAUAUCUUCUCGAAAAUGGAAGUAUAUCUCGACGGAGGAGUUCGUCGGGGAACAGAUGUUCUCAAGGCUCUUUGCCUAGGCGCCAAAGCAGUGGGCAUGGGCCGUCCUUUCCUUUAUGCUCUGAGCGCGUACGGCGAGGCAGGCGUUGUCAAGACCGUGCACAUACUCGAGCGAGAGCUCGUUGCAGGCAUGAGGUUGCUCGGCGUGUCGAGUUUGCAGGAACUCACUCCUGAGAUGGUUGAGAGGGUGGAUUGGCAACCGGUCAGUGCUAAGCUGUAGGAGGCGACGGGAGGUUUACGUCCGAAGGCUGUAUAUGUAUCACAGUGGAACUGGGCUGCGUAUACUCGUCCUGCUCCGUCAUGUAUCUAUACCGAGACACUCGAAUUCC
This is a messenger RNA of Stereum hirsutum FP-91666 SS1, 1938 nucleotides long. RefSeq lists its product as uncharacterized. Lineage: Eukaryota; Fungi; Basidiomycota; Agaricomycetes; Russulales; Stereaceae. The record is from RefSeq and is a predicted model, not a curated record. Gene Ontology annotation, molecular function: L-lactate dehydrogenase (cytochrome) activity; heme binding. Bases 330 to 1829 code for a protein of 499 amino acids. Gene Ontology annotation, biological process: lactate metabolic process. The transcript is spliced from 11 exons.